Messenger RNA from Caenorhabditis angaria, 5932 nucleotides. Lineage: Eukaryota; Metazoa; Nematoda; Chromadorea; Rhabditida; Rhabditidae. The record is from the annotation of a GenBank genome assembly.
AUGUCACCAACAAAAGGUAGAACAAAUCAGAAGGCAGAAAGUGAAAAAGAAGUGAGUUUUGAAAUAAAAAAUUAGAAUGUAAUUUUGUAAUAUUUCAUAAUUAUUUUGAGUUCAACCCUUUUUCAAAAAAAAAUUAAUGUUUUUUUUUUCAAAUUUUUAAUAAAUAUAUUCUAGCCACAACCCACUGAAUCAAGCGGAGAUCCUGAUUCACAACCAUCAACAAGUCGUCCGAAAAGAAAUGCUAGAAAGAGUGUCUUAUACCACAAUGCAGAUUACGAAGUAAAUUUGCCAGGUGUGAAAAUAGAAGAAGAUGCAAUUGUUAAUGUUGAAACACAAUCUACUUCAACAACAACUGAAAAAAGAAGAGGAAGAUCAGCUGAUAAUCGAACUGUUGCCAAAAAACGUAAAUUGCCAAGUAAUCAAUCGGAAGGAGAUGAUUCUCAAAACAGUGAACAAAAUGGACAAAUUGAAGAAGAGGAAUUAUUAGACACUCAAAAUACUGAAACAACUGGUGAUGAACAAGAACAAAUUGUGGAAACAUUUCAAGAAGUUGGAGCAAAUGAAGAAUAUAUUAUUGAGGAUUCUUUGCAAUUGGGUGCUGAAACUGAAGUUCCACAUGUUCAAGAUCAAGAACUUGGAGACGAACCACCUCAAUUGAAUUUAUCAAACGAUUAUGAUGAUUCAGAUGGUAAGUUGCAAUGUUUAUCUGCUCUAUUUUCAAAGUUGAUUUUUUUAGGACCAGCUCGUCUUGAUUUAAUGCGUGAACCAGAAGAAUUAUCAUUUGCUGAUGAUGAAGAAUAUAUGGAAAGACCAUUACCACAACUUGAUGUUGUUAUGCCAAUGUCAGCAAAGAAAAGAGGAAGACCACCAAAGGAUGAAUUCAGUUCACCUCCCGAAAAACCAAAAAAAGAAAAACGUGAAAAAAUUCGAAGUUUUCGAGUUUCGGGUGAACGAGUUGUUAGUAAAGCAAUGGCAAAUCGGGUAAAUCAAUUCCAUUUGAAAUUAUUCGAAGAAGAAAUUGAAAUGACUGAAUUGGGAGAUUGUUAUGCCACAGUAAUCAGUGGAUGUUUGGCAUAUUUAUUGAGAAAAGAACGAAUUAUUGAUCUUCUUACAAAUCCAGAAGAAAUUGAAUUGAUGUGAGUUUAUUUUUCAAAUUAAAUGUUGGUGAUUAUAAUAUUUUUUGUUUUUAUAGUAGAGAAGGUGGAUGGAUGUUAGAUAGACCAGCAAGAUUACCACCAUUGACAACAAAUAAAGCUUGUUAUGCAUUUUACAUUGAUGGUUCUAAAUUGGCAUCAAUUAAAGAUAUAUCAAAUGAUGAUCUCAAACCAUGGAGUUCUACAGAUGCACCAGUUGGUGAACCUGUUAUAAAACCAAAUGUUCGUAGACAUCCAGUUGCCAGAGUUAAUAAUCGAUUAAUUCCUGUAAAAGGUGAUCCACGUUUAGCCGAACUUCAUUUAACUGAAUACAGUGCAUGGUUGCCAAGAUUGUUGAGAUUAAGAAAAAAGAUUUUCUAUUUAUCAAGAGAAGGACAAAUAUAUGGAAAUGUAUUGGUUUUAUAUGAUUAUACAUGUGCUGGAGAUGCUCCAACAGUUAUUAAUUUGCCGCACGGAAAUGAUUAUUUACGUGCAAUGGCACAAGCUGAACCACAUGAUUAUCAAAACCCACAUUUGACUGUUGGAGAUGCGGAAAAUCCAUUUGAAGAAGAUUGUGUUCAAGGACAUCGUGGUGGAACAUUUUUGAGAGUUAAGCAAUCGAAAUUAGGAUGGGUUCAUAAUAAAAAAUUACUUCUCAAAUAUCUUAUCAAUGAUCCAACUUUACUGUAAGUUUGAAACUUAAAAAAUUAGAUAAUUUUUCGAAAAUUCAAAUUAAUUUUUCAGUGAUGACACUCCGGCACUAAAUCGCCGAGUUCCUUUUCUACCACCAUUUAUCGAAACUUCUGGUGUUUUUGUAUAUUUUGUUCCAUCUUCUUUUGUUGCGAAUCAAAUUCACCAUGUUGGAGACGGUCUUUCCCCGUGGACAAUUAAUCGUGAGUUAUAUUUUUAAGAAAAAAAAUUGUUGUGCAAAUUUUUAUUAAAUGCCAAAAAAUGACCAGACCAAGAAAGCAACUCACGUUUUCUGAAUGGAUCCUGAAUGAAAUUAGAAAUGCCCGAAUGCAAAAUUAAAAAAAAAAAAAAAAUAAUACAUGUUUUCUAAAUUUUGCUUUUUAGCGUGAAACAUUUUUUUCACAUUACAAGAGAUUUUUCCACUUCAUGGUUCAAUUUAUGAGAAUUUUUUUAAAACUAUUUUUUUCAGCAUUAAAUGAUGCGUCAUCUCCACGUGUUCGUUCAACUCGCCGCGCUCUUACUCAAGAUGAAAAUGGUGUUUUUAUAACAACGAAAGAACAAUGGCAAAUGACUGGUCUUUGUCUUGUUGAAACACUUUCAAUUCUUGCAAGAUGUCCACGUUUACGUAAAAGAGUUCUUUAUGUUCAACGAAACAAUUUGAUUGUAAUGGGAAAUGUUUGUUAUAUUUAUGAAUAUGUUCGAGAUGGUCCAAUUCCUUCAUUACUUCGUCCAACUCCAGUUAAACAUAUGGCAAUUGAAGGAGCAAAAUAUACAACACCAGGAAAUAAUAGUGGAAAUGGUGAACAAGGAGUUGUUGAAGAAGGAAAUGUUCGACAAAAUUGGAUGGAAAUAUCGAAAAUAAAAGCAGAUGGAAUGCCAGAAGAUGAACAAUUUAUUGAUGUUGAAGAAAUGGAAGUUGUUGAAGAAGAAGUUAUUGGUGAUAUUAUUCAUCAAGAUAUUGUUGAUCAAAAUGUUGUUCAUCAAAAUGUUGUUCAUCAUGAACAUCACGAUCAAUCAUCAUUAAAUGAAACAAUUCAAGUUCAAGAAGAUUUUGAAGAAGUUAGUGAAGAUGUUUUGAACAAUGGUUGGGAUCCUGAAUUUGAUGAUGAUCCAAUUUUGCAACAAGAUAAUCCGGAACCAUAUUUUGAAACUCCUCGACUUCUCGAAACUGGUCAUAUUUAUUUGACUGUUCGACACAAAAGAAUUGCUUCAACAUUUGAUUGUGUUCUUGAAUGGAUUGCAAACACAAAUGUUGUGUAAGUUUUGUUUUUUUUUUUUUUGAAAAAAAAUUUAUUUUCAAAUAUAAUGGUGUUUUUUAAGGGAAGAACGUGGAUUAUUGAAUUAUUCAAAACCAGGACAUCCUCCAAUUGUUCGAAAUGCUCGAUGUUAUGCUUUCUUUGUUGCUGGAACUGCUAUAUUUCCACAUGAUAUAAAUCGAGAUGAUUUUUCGCCAUGGUCUCAUAAUGGAACACGUAGGUUUCUUAUUGGAUUUUGAAAGAAAACUUCCUUCAGAGCAGCUUUGUUAUUAAGAAAAUCGAGCACUUCAAAUUAAAAUUAGUUAUGUAGAAAUCGAAAAACAUGUUUUCUAAAUUUCUAGAAAAAAGAAAAAGUGUUCAUAAAAGUACUUCGAAAUAAAAAAAAACCUUGAAUGUUUAGCGGAUAAUCCGACGUGUUAUCGUACAAAAGUUCGAAAAAUUGGUGUAAUUUGUGAUGAUGAUGGUGCACAAUUUCAAAUCAAAGAUAUCGAUUAUAAAGCAUGUCCAUUCCAUUUGGUUUUCUUGUAUAGUAUCAAUCCAAGAGAUCCAAGACUUCGAAAGAAGAUUUAUUAUAUGAUGGAAACUGAAUCGAAAUUAGUUGUUAGUCAUGCAUUGGUAUUUUAUGAUUAUAAUGUUGAAGGACCAUUGCCAAGAUUGCACGGAGGAUAUUUGAAAAGAUUCACAAGAAAAGCAACUAAAAGACAGGUUUGUUUUUUUCAAAAGUUUACGUUUUUUUAAAAAUAAUAAUAGUUUAUACUUUUUAUUUUUUUAAUUUUAGCAUCUUCAAAUUCACGAUGUUGAUAACGAUGUUUCGGAUAUUAGUGAAACCGAGAAGGAUUGUCCAUUUAUUCUACCAGCAAAUUUGGCAGAAGAUGGAACUAUGUAUUUGCAAAUUGCUGAUCUUGAAUUUUGGAAUGAUAGAAAUCGCCAACUUCAUUUUUUGGUCAACAAACCAUCACUUCUGUAAGUCAUUUAUUAGAAUAAUUUCGAAAUAAUUAUCGAAAUUUUAGAGAAACAAUUGGUUGUCUCAAUUCUCGUGUUCCUUCUCUUCCACCAUCAACAUCUGGAAAAGGUGCAUUUAUAUUCUUCGUUGAUGGCCUCGAAGUUGAUUCCCGUAAUCUUACAACUGAUGGACUUGUUCCAUGGUCUGAAAACUCUUCAACAAGUGCAAUGACUGGAGCCGCGUGUAAAAGACCAAAAUCAGCAAAAACACCAUUGGCAUUGAAUCGAGAGAAUCAGUUGCGAGUUUGGAAAACACCGCCAGGUAAUGGAAGAGCUUCGGAAGGUGUUGAAUUUCAACUUCAUACAUAUAAUGCUACAUUGCCAAGAUGUCCAAGAUUGAAGAAAAAAGUAGCAUAUGUAUUGAAAAAUGGACAACAAAUUGGACAUUCAAUGAUUAUGUAUUGGUUUACGGAAUCUGGAGAAAUUCCGAUUCCAAUAAAUUUGAAUACAUUGAAUCCGGAAGUAUCUGUUCAACGAUUACCAAAUAGUAUAAGAGAGGAAGCAAGUCGUUUACUUCAAAGUUUGACACCAGCUGAAGUUGCUAAAUUGCUCCAAGAUAGACAUGGAAUACAAGUAUCACCAAAAACUUUGUAUUACUUGAGAAGAAGAGAUCUUAUAUCUAUGAAUUCACAAGGAGGACAACAAGCAUAUUCAGAUGUUAAAAAUGAAUAUAUGGAACAACUUGUUGAUCAACAAUGGCAUCAUCAAGAAGUUGUUGAUGAAAUGAUGCAACAAGGAACAUCACAAGAAGAGAAGAAUCAACAAAUGUUGCAAGAUGUUGUUGAUGAAGAUUCGAUUCAAGUUGGAAAUACAGAAGAAGUAUUACAAGGAGAUCAAGAUGGUAAUUCUGGUCGAUAUUCGACUAGAAGAAAUGUUACUUUGGGAGAUCAUUUGAAUUUGUUACAUGGAGUUGUUCCAAAUCGCGGAGGAUCAUUCUUGCAAAAACCAGUUGCAACUGGAAUGAUUAGAGGAGCACAAAGAUCUGAAGCUAUUUGGAGAAUAACUAAAAGCUCAUUUGGAACAUCAAAUGAUAAUGAUACUUUUGAUAUGUUGUGGAAAAUGAUGUUGGAGAAAAAUGAGCAAAGAUUAUUGCAUAAUGUACAUCAGGUUUGUUGGAUUUUUUGAGGAUUCUUGAAUAAAUAUAAAUUAUUUUCAGACAUUUGGUAUAGAAAUAAUUGCUGAUUCAAUGGUUGGCGGAGAAAUGCUUCAAUUGGGAGAUGAUGAAAUUGUUGAAAAUGUUGUUUUGGAUACAAGUGAGUCAAAUGAACAAAAAGCAGCGCAUGAAGGAUAUUUGGAAGAAGAAGAGGUUAUUGAAGAAGUUGUUAUGCAAAAAGAUGAUGAUGGAAUGGAUAAUCAUUCGAAUAUGCAUCAACAACAACAUGAAGGUAAAUAUUGAAAAUGAUAAAUAUGAGGGGUUUAAAAAGUAUGAAAACUUUAAUUAACGGGGUAGAAAAAUAAUAGGUAUUUUAUUUUUUGAAAUUUAUUCAGAAAAUGUCAAUAACUAAAUUUAUGUAUUUCUUUUUCAAAACUUAUCAUUGAUUUACAAAAUUUAGAAAACAAAAGAAAAGUUUCGCUCUGAAAAUUGAUCUUAGCUAAAAUUUUUUAUUGUCGAGAAAUGUCGAAAACCUCGACAAAGGAAAAUGAGUAAAUGGAUGUUUGUGUUUGGGUUUUUUACCUUAUUAAUUCUAAAGACUAGCAAGCCUGUUUUUUGCAGAAGUUAUCGAACAAUUGAUUGUGGAAGAAGUUGUUGAUGAUCAUCAUCAUUUGUUAGAAGAACAAAUUGUAAAUGAACACGGUGAAAUUGUUCAUGAAGAAGUUGACCAUGAUCAACACAACCACAAUCAACAGUAA